Messenger RNA from Gasterosteus aculeatus aculeatus (three-spined stickleback), 1037 nucleotides. RefSeq names its product dickkopf-related protein 3. Gene Ontology annotation, cellular component: extracellular region. The record is from RefSeq and is a predicted model, not a curated record. Gene Ontology annotation, biological process: negative regulation of canonical Wnt signaling pathway; multicellular organism development. NCBI's taxonomy places the organism in Eukaryota, Metazoa, Chordata, Actinopteri, Perciformes, Gasterosteidae. Gene Ontology annotation, molecular function: co-receptor binding; receptor antagonist activity.
AAAGUCACACAGGAAGAGGAGGCAGCCACUGCACGAGCCCCUGUAGUCUCAACCCUCCACUCAUUUACUGGGACUUUAAAGCUGUGGAUCUUUAUUUGGAUGACUGCGAGUCACCGUUUCUCCAGUUAAUCGUCUUUUUUUUUGUGGGGGUGGGGACGGAAAUGUUUUUCAACCUGUGGACGCUCUGCCUUUGUCUCUGCUUCUACUUGGCCGAGGCUCGCAUAUGGGCCUGGAUGCUCAACAUGCCUCACAGCCCUCCCAAAGCUGGAGGCAGGACCCUCAGGGAAAGCUCCCCUGCAGCCAAAGCCGCCGCGGCCGCGUGCGACCACGACCGGGCCUGUGGACGGGGUUUCUCCUGCGAUCGGCACUUUGGCCUCUGCGUCCCCCUGCGAGGGGAGGGCCUCUACUGCCGGAGGGACGCCCAGUGCGUCCGCGGACUCAGCUGCAUGUUCGGCAAGUGUCACCGCAGCAUCCCCAACGGACAAGAAGGUGCCAGGUGUAAAGUGGACAGGGACUGCGGGGCCUCCAUGUGCUGCGCGCGGCACCACGGCGAGCAGGUGUGCAAGACGCGUCUGGUCCGCGGCGAGAGCUGCUUCGUCCCCGACGGCGGCCUGGCCUUCAGCAUAAACCAGAUCUGCCCGUGCGACGAGGGGCUUCUGUGUCGAGAAAGGACAGCGUCACGCCGGAGAGAGACAGAUUUUGUUUACCAACCAGAACGAACAAGUUGGACGUGCCAAGUGCCCAAAUCUUGAGGCCAGCCUCCACAUUCAAGCUAUUUAUUAUGUAAAUAUGUUGCAUAUGAUUGUAUAUUUUGUAUGAAUCUCCAAAUAUGUUGUAAUGGUACAUUUUAUUAUUCGAGUCUCACAACAAAGACUUUUCUUUUUCAUGUUCAUUUUGUUUAUUUUGACAAAAGCACUACUGUUUGUAGCUCAACGCCAUGCAGCGUCUCCCUUGUGCAUUUAAGUGAUCUUUGAUUAUGUCUGUGAAUGUAUGUUCCCUUUUGAUUUAUGGAAAUAAAAUACCACUCCUAAGAAUAA